Molecule: messenger RNA, 1454 nt
Organism: Marmota monax (woodchuck)
Lineage: Eukaryota; Metazoa; Chordata; Mammalia; Rodentia; Sciuridae
Product: histone H2A type 3
Exons: 1
Coding region: 1-393 (130 amino acids)
Cellular component (GO): nucleosome
Molecular function (GO): protein heterodimerization activity; DNA binding; structural constituent of chromatin
Source: RefSeq, a predicted model, not a curated record
AUGUCUGGCCGCGGCAAGCAGGGUGGCAAGGCGCGCGCCAAGGCCAAGUCCCGCUCCUCGCGCGCGGGCCUACAGUUCCCUGUGGGCCGCGUGCACCGGCUGCUGCGCAAGGGCAACUACUCAGAGCGCGUGGGAGCCGGCGCACCGGUGUACCUGGCUGCCGUACUCGAGUACCUGACGGCCGAGAUCCUGGAGCUGGCGGGCAACGCGGCCCGUGACAACAAGAAGACGCGAAUCAUCCCCCGCCACCUGCAGUUGGCCAUCCGCAACGACGAGGAGCUCAACAAGCUGCUGGGCCGCGUGACCAUUGCGCAGGGUGGCGUCCUGCCCAACAUCCAGGCGGUGCUUCUGCCCAAGAAGACAGAGAGUCACCACAAAGCCAAGGGCAAGUGAGGCCCUGCCGCCUGUGCGCCCCCCGUGGACACCAAAGGCUCUUUUCAGAGCCACCACUGAUUCUAGAAAAGAGCCGCUUUGAGCUCGCAGCCUUUUGGCCUGGGGCGGGGUCCCCUUGGAUUCCUUUAAGAGCAUUAGUGCGCUUUAGUCAAAGCAAAGGGCUCAAACUGGGACCAUGGCCCAAGGGAGGGACACGCACGUGCGCGAGGUGGGCGAUGGGCUUCUGCUAGAGGCCGGGAAAACCGCCGGACCUGUCCAUUUGCUUGCGAAUACAAUCUCAAACUCGUGGGGCUUUCUCCUCUCCUUAAGUGUCCCCAGAAUUACCAAUGACAGGUACUUGGGAUUCCAAAAAAGUCAAGAUUGCGUUUUUUUCUCCUAGGGACAAUUGGGUCAGUUCAUCUGAUAUUAAGUGUAUUACACCUUAAUAAAAUUUGCCAUUUGGAAUUCUGAUAGGUGAAUCUUGGGGUUUCCACUUGGAACGAGAGUGAACCAGUUAAAAUAGAUAAAUUUUAACAAAACAAAGUCCACCAAAAUCAGGAUCUAAUUGAACUGGGAUUUCAAAAGGUUUUGGUAAAGGGUUUGUUUGCUAGACCUGUUCUCAAUACUUGAAAAGAACCAAGUUGUUGGUCUUAAAGGAUGUGUAAACAUUUUUAAGGUUUAUUCAUGAAUGGGUAAAAGGAAUUAAGUUUUAUUUUAAAUCUGAGUUGGUCAAACGUUGAAGAUUCACUUUUGCUUAAGUCAGAACAAAAUUUGUACACUGAAUUAGGUUUCUGAGUUUAGCAUAUUUAAAUUUACAUUUUAAUAAACAGCAAAUUAAAACUGCUAGUGACAGAUAAAGUAGCACUUGUGUGGACUUUUUGGAAGAUUACUUCAUUAUCUCCACUCUUUAUUAAAAAGGAGGACUGGAAAGCUCCAAGCAAAUUGGACAGAAAUGGCCAUUCUAAUAGCACCUACCUAAUAGAGGGGACUAGGUGAGCUCUGUCAUGAUCUAUCAGGAUCCCUUGAAUGAUGCGUGCCACAAAAAUCAAAGCUCAAUAAAUGGUACCUUUUUUUCCUUGUUA